Molecule: messenger RNA, 258 nt
Organism: Zychaea mexicana
Lineage: Eukaryota; Fungi; Mucoromycota; Mucoromycetes; Mucorales; Lichtheimiaceae
Exons: 4
Coding region: 1-258 (85 amino acids)
Biological process (GO): mRNA splicing, via spliceosome; spliceosomal snRNP assembly
Cellular component (GO): U1 snRNP; catalytic step 2 spliceosome
Molecular function (GO): RNA binding
Source: RefSeq, a predicted model, not a curated record
AUGGCCGCAUUUGUUCCCGUAAACCCAAAACCAUUUCUCAAUGAUCUUACGGGAAAGCCUGUGAUCGUCAAGCUCAAAUGGGGUGGCGAAUACAAGGGUUACCUCGUGUCUGUUGAUGGCUACAUGAAUCUUCAAUUGGCCAACACUGAAGAAUUCAAAGACGGUGUUUCAACAGGCACUUUGGGCGAAGUGUUGAUCAGAUGUAACAACGUUUUGUAUAUUCGCGGGGUGGACGAGGAUACGGAAAUGGAGCAGUAG